AUGGCUGGCCCUGGAGUUGGUUUUGAAUAUCCCGCCAGGGAGGUGACCUGGCUGAAGCGUGAUGCUCUCCUCUUCGCCAACAGCAUUGGCUGCACUGCGGACGAGCUUCACUUUCUCUACGAGCUGGAUCCUAACUUCGCCGUCUUUCCGACAUAUCCCAUCAUUCUCCCGUUCAAGAACGACUCUCAAGAGGUCAUUGACUUCUAUGCCGCCCAGAAGGCAGUCAAGAUCCCUGGUGUGCCUGACUUCGAUUCCCGCAGAGUUGUGGACGGCCAGCGACUAGUCCAAUUUCUGAAGCCCCUCCCCCCGACCUCAGCCGGCAAGAAGUUCGAGAUCCGUACCAAGGUCGUUGGUGUCUAUGACAAGGGCCGGCCAGGCUCUGUGGUCGAGACACAGACCGACCUGGUGGAUGUGGGCAGUGGCGAGAUCUACUCGAGGGCAAUUGGCAGCGCGUUCUUCGUUGCGCAGGGCAACUGGGGAGGUCCCAAGGGCCCUGCGACCGAAAACUUUCCUCCGCCAAAGGGCAAGCAACCCGAUGUCGUUUUUGAGGACCAGACCACGCAGGAGACUGCUCUGUUGUACAGACUGAAUGGCGACUACAACCCGCUGCACGCCCACCCAGAGCCCGGCAAGAAGAUGGGCUUCGGAGGCACUAUCAUCCACGGUCUUUACUCAUUCAACUCCACUGCUCAUGGUUUGUUGCAAAAGCUUGGUGGAAGCGACCCCAAGAACAUCAAGGAAUUCCAGGCGCGGUUCGCAAGCCCUGUAAAGCCUGGCGACAAGCUUGUAACACAAGUUUGGAAGACGGGCGAGAUCAAGGACGGCUGGGAAGAGAUCAGGUUCGCUACCAGCGUUGAGGGUGGUAAGGUGUGUCUGAGCAAUGGGCGGGCAUUGAUGAAGGUUGUCGGUGAAGCCAAGUCCAAGUUGUGA
This is a messenger RNA of Neoarthrinium moseri, 930 nucleotides long. RefSeq lists its product as uncharacterized. Lineage: Eukaryota; Fungi; Ascomycota; Sordariomycetes; Amphisphaeriales; Apiosporaceae. The transcript has 3 exons. The coding region runs from base 1 to 930 and encodes 309 amino acids. The record is from RefSeq and is a predicted model, not a curated record. Gene Ontology annotation, cellular component: peroxisome.